GACCCACUGCGGGCAAUGGUUCUUCAGGCCGAGGGUGGUCUCCACAAAGGGUGGACUGGAGCCUCGCCCCUAUCGCACCCCCGAACUACCUAGUGCCAGAUGUUUGGGGCCCGACGGGCGGUGGGGGGCCGGGGCCGCCCUAAGUUGCGCUGGGCUUGGAAGAACCGGCCUAGUAGCCGCUGCGUGGCCUGAGGCUUUAAGACACCUGAGCCCAGCCUCCUCCCAGCGGGUGUCCCCAGGACACAUUUUCUCUAGCAUGAUCCACCGGGUCUCCAGUACAUCUGGAAAGGCGCAGUCAUCCUGCACGAACCCUUUGGCAGCCCCAGACCGUCCUUGAGGACGAUGACUGAGACACUAUGGGCCACGCACUGUGUGUCUGCUCUCGGGGAACUGUCAUCAUGGACAAUAAGCGCUAUCUCUUCAUCCAGAAACUGGGGGAGGGUGGGUUCAGCUAUGUGGACCUAGUGGAGGGGUUACAUGAUGGACACUUCUACGCCCUGAAGCGAAUCCUAUGUCACGAGCAGCAGGACCAGGAGGAGGCCAAACGAGAAGCAGACAUGCAUCGCCUCUUCCAGCACCCCAACAUCCUUCACCUCGUGGCUUACUGUCUGAGGGAGCGAGGCACUAAGCAUGAGGCUUGGCUUCUGCUACCCUUCUUCAAGAGAGGUACGCUGUGGAAUGAGAUAGAAAGGCUGAAGGACAAAGGCAAUUUCUUGACUGAAGAACAAAUCCUUCAGCUGCUGCUGGGCAUCUGCAGAGGCCUUGAGGCCAUUCAUGCCAAGGGUUAUGCCCACAGGGACCUGAAGCCCACAAAUAUCUUGCUUGGAGAUGAAGGGCAGCCGGUUUUAAUGGACUUGGGUUCGAUGAAUCACGCGUGCAUCCACGUGGAGGGCUCCCGCCAGGCCCUAGCCCUGCAGGACUGGGCAGCCCAGCGGUGCACCAUCUCCUACCGGGCUCCGGAGCUCUUCUCUGUGCAGAGCCACUGUGUCAUCGAUGAGCGGACUGAUGUCUGGUCCCUAGGCUGCGUGCUGUAUGCCAUGAUGUUUGGGGAAGGCCCUUAUGACAUGGUGUUCCAGAAGGGUGACAGUGUGGCCCUUGCUGUGCAGAAUCAACUCAGCAUUCCACAAAGCCCCAGGCAUUCUUCAGCAUUGCGGCAGCUACUGGCCUCGAUGAUGACUGUGGACCCCGAGCAACGCCCUCACAUUCCUUUCCUCCUCAGUCAGUUGGAAGCACUACAACCCCCAAGUUGUAGCCACCCAGGCCAGCUUACUACCCAGAUCUGAACAGACCAGUGGCCAUGUUGAAGGUAGUCACAGUGCCCUGGGAUGCGCCUCCUGCCUGGUAGCAACCUGUCUAUUCUGUCCUCUUGUGAUUGAGGACAGAGAGGUUGGAUAGCCAGACUUCUUCCGUCUCUGCUUCUGCCCGCUCACCCCAAAGCAUCAACUGGACAGAGCACCUGGCUGAGUCGGGGUGGGUGGAAGGGUGAAUGAAGAGAGGGGAGCUGAGAGAAUCUGGUAAGGGCUCUGAGUGGGACUGCUGAACUUACAUCAUGAUUUGCCUCCAAAUUUGGGAGCAGGAGAAUGUAUAAACAGAAGAAUAAAGUGAGAGUAGCUUGGUGUGGA
This is a messenger RNA of Condylura cristata (star-nosed mole), 1622 nucleotides long. RefSeq names its product serine/threonine kinase 16 (gene STK16). Gene Ontology annotation, biological process: protein phosphorylation. Bases 357 to 1283 code for a protein of 308 amino acids. Gene Ontology annotation, cellular component: cytoplasm; Golgi apparatus. Lineage: Eukaryota; Metazoa; Chordata; Mammalia; Eulipotyphla; Talpidae. The transcript is spliced from 8 exons. The record is from RefSeq and is a predicted model, not a curated record. Gene Ontology annotation, molecular function: protein serine/threonine kinase activity; ATP binding.